Messenger RNA from Ipomoea nil (Japanese morning glory), 2142 nucleotides. Its product is annotated as internal alternative NAD(P)H-ubiquinone oxidoreductase A1, mitochondrial-like. The record is from RefSeq and is a predicted model, not a curated record. Gene Ontology annotation, molecular function: NADH dehydrogenase activity. Lineage: Eukaryota; Viridiplantae; Streptophyta; Magnoliopsida; Solanales; Convolvulaceae. Bases 293 to 1792 code for a protein of 499 amino acids. The transcript is spliced from 8 exons.
GACCGCUCAAAUUAUUGGAAAACAAAAUCAUGAAGGUUUGCACAAGAUAGCUAAAGGCUUCCAGAAAAAGAGUUAGCAAAAACUCAGGAUUCAGGAAUAUCCGAAUAUGAGUUUUGGACCCACCGACACCGACAUCUAAGGUUCUUGUAUAAUCCUGUCUUUCACCUGUUAGCCGCCAUCUACUGAUCUAUUCAUCCACCCAUAUUUCUCCUUCUUCUCAACCCUCUGAAGAAUCUUGAUAGAAUUACAUACUGACAAAGAAAAAGAUCGUAAUUUUCGUUUUUAUACCACCAUGCCUUGGUUUAGAAAUCUAAUCCAGCUCACCACCGCCACUACCCGCAAACAAUCAUCGUUCAAGGCGGCGUUCCCGGCGGCUGCGCCGCCGUCACUAACCCAGUGUCUGUUGUUUAGUACGGAAGCAAAGAGUGGCGGCGGCGGGACGAGGUAUGCGGGGUUGGGGCCCACGAAGGCGGAUGAGAAGCCCCGAGUGGUGGUGCUGGGGACGGGGUGGGCGGGGUGCAGGCUGAUGAAGGGGAUCGACACCAAUAUAUACGAUGUUGUUUGUGUGUCGCCGAGGAACCACAUGGUGUUCACACCUCUGCUGGCCUCCACUUGCGUCGGCACUCUGGAGUUCCGAUCUGUUGCUGAGCCUGUCGGCCGGAUCCAACCCGCAAUUUCCCGGGAACCCAAUUCUUAUUUCUUUCUUGCUACUUGUUCUGGAAUUGAUUUCAACAACCAUACAAUAAAGUGCCAAACAGCGACAGAUGGAGUUGAAACUCCUGAGCCAUGGGACUUCAGUAUCUCGUAUGACAAGUUGGUAGUUGCCGCGGGAGCAAAAGCCUUAACCUUUGGAAUUAAGGGAGUGAUGGAACAUGCUAUCUUUCUUCGGGAAGUUUACCAUGCUCAAGAAAUAAGGAGAAAACUCCUCCUAAACCUGAUGCUGUCUGAUGUGCCCGGAAUUAGCGAUGAAGAAAAGCGCAGACUCCUGCACUGUGUUGUCGUUGGAGGUGGCCCCACGGGAGUUGAGUUCAGCGGGGAACUUAGCGACUUCAUCAAGAGGGAUGUUCAUCAAAGAUAUGCUCAUGUAAAAGAUUAUAUUCAUGUCACACUAAUUGAGGCUAAAGAGAUUUUGUCUUCCUUUGAUGAUCGUCUUCGUAUAUAUGCAACCAAACAAUUGACCAAGUCAGGAGUUCGUCUGGUACGUGGGGUUGUACAAGAUGUGCAACCAAAGAAGAUAAUUCUUAAUGAUGGCACGGAGGUCCCAUAUGGCUUGUUAGUGUGGUCUACUGGGGUUGGACCGUCUUCGUUUGUGGAAUCUCUGGAUAUUCCAAAAUCUCAUGGAAGGAUUGGAGUUGAUGAAUGGCUACGUGUCCCUAGCGUGCAGGAUGUAUUUGCAAUCGGGGACUGUUGUGGCUUCCUCGAAAGUACAGGCAAGCCCGUACUUCCAGCCUUGGCUCAGGUUGCAGAACGUCAAGGAAAGUAUCUGGCAACGCUAGUGAACCAAAUUGGCAAAGCUGGCGGGGGGAAAGCAAAUGCUGCCAAGGAUUUGGACCUCGGGGAUCAAUUCGUUUAUAGGCAUUUGGGCAGCAUGGCAACCAUAGGCCGGUAUAAGGCGCUUGUUGACCUUAGGCAGAGCAAGGAGGCGAAAGGCGUAUCGAUGGCAGGAUUCACAAGCUGGUUUAUUUGGCGCUCGGCUUACCUGACUCGUGUGGUCAGCUGGAGAAACAGAUUCUACGUCGCUAUCAACUGGUUGACGACUUUGGUGUUUGGUCGUGAUAUCAGUCGGAUAUAAGAAACGAACGACCAAAAGGCGCCCUCGGUUCAUGCCUGCAGAAACGCACCGCGAUUUGCUGCUGCUCGAGCUCAGUUCUGGUAAAAUCCUUCUUCUUGUUGCAGGAAAUCUUUUUACAAGUUCAUGUUUUCCUCCAUCCUCUUCAUCAUCACACCGUUGCAAUGAAUCAUUACUGCAGAUGAAAAGAAUAACUUCUUGCAAUUCAGAGUUCUUUGUUUCUUACUUUUCUUGCCUUCUUUUUCAUCUGUAAAUCUUUGCCAAACAGAAUUAUUUUACUUGUAUAAUUUGUGUUGAUCCUGCAUCCCCCCUCCCCUCUUUUUUACUUGGAAGUGGAUAGAUUUCCUUAUUAA